CAAUCUAUCGAAAUAAAAGGCGGAAGAAACCUGUCAUUGUUGUUUCACGCUCUCAUUGAAUCGAACCCUAGGUAUGGCUGGACCCGACGCAAGCUUUGUGGAUGAGAUCUGCCAGGGAGAUGAAACUGUUUCAAAAGGCGUAAGAAACCUAGCCAUCUUCUUUGAGACUCUCGGCGCCUCUUAUCCAGAUACAAGGAAACAGUUCAGUUCUAGGGCCCGGGCACCUAGUUCUAAAACCAGCAAUCGAAAAGGUUGCGGAGGAUCCACUGGUUCAGGUUUUGCCUUAGGCACCUAUACCUAUACUCCUGUCGACUUCAGUUCCAAGUUCAGAGGACCAGUGGCUGGUGGAGGCCCUUCUAUGGACAAAGCAGUGCCCUGCAAUGAGUGUUCUAAGGAGCACCCUCCUUAUUCUUAUUGCCCUUACGCGCCUUGUCAUAUUUGUUAUAAGGUUCACCACCAUAGUUAUUGCCCUUACUUCGACCAUGUCCCACAGGGUGCAACUUUUCACCAUGGCUAUGAAAUAAUUUGUGGAUGUGGUAAUGAAUUUAAUGAGGAUAAGUGGGUUUGUACCUCUUGUGGUGGGAGCAGAGCAGUGCUUAAGGCCAAGCAUUGUUCCAUAUGUAAUAGCGUGAAACAGCACGGCACAUAUGAAUGCCCGAAGGACAAGGUUCUGGCUGCCAAGUAUAAAUUGGCCAGAGACAAGAGGCGUUCAGUUGUGCCGAAUAGGAUUCCCUAUGAAACUGUUUGUAUUCCAAAAUCAUCAUCAGAAAAGAUCUAUGUUCCAACUCCUCCUCCUGGGUGGGUUUGUGGACACAUGAAAGAAGGCUCGUAGUUGCUGUCGAGAUAGACGAUUAUGAUUAGACUCGUCUCAGCCUCAACAGAGUCAAAUAGAUUUAUAUUCACUGCGUGUCUAUGAGAUCCUGAAUUGUAUUGCUCAAAUUUUAUUUAUUUUUUCUAUGAAGGAAAUAGAACAUCGCAGGUGUUCGCUGUAUUAUUUAGUGAAUUUAAUCCGAUUAAUGUGAUUUUUUGGAGGCAGGAGGGAAUUUAAUCUAUACCGAUGUGGCGUCUUAUUAUUGGUUAGUUGACUUAACUUGGAGACCAAGUAGCAUAAGCAUGUUGGUGU
Rosa chinensis is the source of this 1123-nucleotide messenger RNA. RefSeq lists its product as uncharacterized. The transcript has 3 exons. Bases 74 to 832 code for a protein of 252 amino acids. The record is from RefSeq and is a predicted model, not a curated record. Lineage: Eukaryota; Viridiplantae; Streptophyta; Magnoliopsida; Rosales; Rosaceae.